Suillus subaureus is the source of this 564-nucleotide messenger RNA. RefSeq lists its product as uncharacterized. NCBI's taxonomy places the organism in Eukaryota, Fungi, Basidiomycota, Agaricomycetes, Boletales, Suillaceae. The transcript has a single exon. The annotation marks the transcript as partial. The record is from RefSeq and is a predicted model, not a curated record.
CGAUGGGCGUCAAACCGUGACACCAAGAGGGAGGAAGACAUCGCCUACUCUUUGUUUGGUAUCUUUGAUGUCAACCUUCUUAUUAUCUACGGAGACAAAAGACAAGGCAUUCGGACGACUCUUGCAGGACAUCAUCGCUUAUUUGGGUGACAUCACAGCCAUAGACUGGGUAGGACAAUUGUCCAACUUCAAUAGUUGUCUCUCAGCCGAAGUCCCCUUACACAAGGCUCUGCCAUAUACGCUACCAUCUCUAUCUGAAUAACACAUACAGAUAUCAGUCUCCACGCUGCGAAACAUUGUGGCUGUGGAGUCAGCUUUGAAUCUGUAUACCCUCCUUGACAAUCUCGGCGUUCCUCGUUUCGCGAACGUCAGACUGUAACUGCCUUGCACCGCAUUUCCAGCUACAAAAGUCAAACGGAGGGUUAGUACACCUUGCACUUAUCAUAUAGAGGCAGACGGACUCCAAGACCUGGAAAUCACAACGGUGGACGUUCAAUUCUGGUCUGGAAAGCCCACCUCACAGAAUUUCUUGCUCAUUCGUCCGUAGAAUUGUCAUGAUCUGGG